GAGCAUCAUGACCACACUGGUAUCUAACUUUCCCGUCUGAAGCUACGGCUGCUGCAGAAGCACCGAGGGGUGGGGGCAACAAAAAGCAAAACAGGAGCUCACUACUCCUUGUCGGUGCGUUCAUGUACCAUUUGUUGGGAAUGGUCGUGUCACAAAAUGUUUUGUUAUAGGUCUGUUUUUUUUAUUAUAGGGAUCAAGUGGAGCAGAGCUAUUUUUCUCAGUGGUAGUAAAAGUGGUGUAGUAGGCUAUGUUAAAAAAAACAUAAAGAGUAAAAAAAUAGGUAUCGUAAUCGUAUCGUAUUUCAGCGACUCGAGUGUCAGAAAAUGACUGCGUUUCAAAAUUGAUCAUCCUAAUCAAGGUGUGUUAACAAAGUUUCCGACUGUCCAUGAAGGCAGCAUUGAUCCUGCGGAGUUUCGGGGAAGCGCAUCUGAAGCGCGUUCACAUCUCCAUACACAUACACAAGCAGGCAUACAGCAACACACAGAGAGCAUCCCUGAACGGAGGGAGCGCUCGUUUUGGUUUGACAAUCUGGAAGAAUCACUGUAUUAUAUUUUGUCACGCUUGAUAACAGACUGUCUCUGACGCCGCAGAAUGAUCCCGGGCCCUGCAGAGCCUUCUGGAUUCUGAGGCCCGCACAGAAAUCCACCUUGCACCGGCAAAAGGGACCCUCACUGACCGCGUCGCCUCCAGCAGUAGUCAGCCUGAGACAAGAAUGUCAAGUAGCCCUGAAGAAAGUCGCUCCAGGGGCGGCGGCUCCGACUGUGACUUGAAAAUGGCCUCUUCGAGCAACACGUCCCCCGAGGGUGGACCUCCACCACCGCUGCACCAGAACCGAAUACGGCAGUCCGACAGUAACACCAGUUUCCUGCGAGCUGCCAGAGCGGGGAACAUUGACAAAGUCCUCGACUUCCUCAAAAAUGGAGUAGACAUCAGCACCUGUAAUCAGAAUGGUCUGAAUGCGCUACAUCUGGCAGCUAAGGAGGGACACAAGGAUUUAGUGGAGGAACUGCUGGAGAGAGGAGCACCUGUUGACUCUUCCACCAAGAAAGGAAACACUGCCCUUCAUAUUGCCUCAUUGGCUGGACAAAAAGAAGUGGUCAGACUACUGGUGAAGAGAGGAGCAGAUAUCAAUUCUCAGUCACAGAAUGGCUUCACUCCACUCUACAUGGCAGCCCAGGAGAGUCACUUGGAGGUGGUGCAAUACCUGUUGGAAAAUGAAGGGAACCAAAGCAUUGCAACAGAGGAUGGCUUCACUCCACUGGCCAUCGCCCUCCAGCAGGGCCACAACUCAGUGGUCUCCCUGCUGUUGGAGCACGACACCAAGGGUAAGGUCCGCCUCCCAGCCCUGCACAUCGCAGCCCGCAAAGACGACACAAAGUCUGCUGCACUGCUGCUCCAGAACGACCACAAUGCUGACGUCCAGUCUAAGAUGAUGGUCAAUAGAACCACGGAGAAUGGGAAGAGUGGGUUCACCCCUCUGCACAUCGCGGCUCACUAUGGUAACGUGAAUGUCUCCACCCUGUUGCUGAACAGAGGAGCUGCUGUGGACUUCACAGCCAGGAAUGGGAUAACGCCUCUCCAUGUGGCCUCCAAGAGAGGCAACACCAACAUGGUGGCCUUGCUGUUGGACCGAGGGGCUCAGAUAGAUGCUAAAACCAGGGAUGGGCUGACCCCCCUGCACUGUGCCGCCAGGAGUGGACAUGACCCAGCAGUGGAAAUUCUGCUGGAGAGAGGAGCUCCCAUUUUAGCCAGAACCAAGAACGGACUGUCCCCACUGCACAUGUCGGCCCAGGGAGACCACAUAGAGUGUGUUAAACUCCUGCUGCAGCACAAGGCGCCUGUUGAUGAUGUCACACUGGACUACCUCACAGCGCUGCACGUCGCAGCUCACUGUGGCCACUACAGAGUCACCAAGCUUCUGCUGGACAAGAAGGCCAAUCCCAAUAUUAGAGCACUGAACGGUUUCACUCCUCUCCAUAUCGCUUGUAAGAAGAACAGGGUGAAGGUGAUGGAACUGUUGGUCAAAUAUGGAGCCUCCAUUCAGGCCAUUACUGAGUCUGGGCUGACUCCCAUCCAUGUAUCUGCCUUCAUGGGCCACCUCAACAUUGUUUUACUUCUGCUACAGAAUGGAGCAUCUCCUGACGUCCGUAACAUUCGUGGUGAGACAGCACUUCACAUGGCAGCACGAGCAGGUCAGAUGGAAGUUGUUCGCUGUUUGCUGAGGAAUGGAGCGUUGGUGGAUGCUAUGGCCAGGGAGGACCAGACUCCCCUCCACAUUGCGUCCCGUUUGGGGAAAACUGAUAUUGUCCAGUUGCUGCUGCAACACAUGGCUCAUCCAGACGCUGCCACCACAAACGGCUACACUCCCCUCCAUAUUUCAGCCAGAGAGGGCCAGGUAGAGACUGCUGCCGUGCUGCUGGAGGCCGGAGCCUCACACUCACUGGCCACGAAGAAAGGAUUCACUCCAUUACAUGUAGCAGCUAAGCAUGGAAGCCUCGAUGUAGCAAACCUUCUCCUUCAACACAAAGCUCUCACUGAUGAUGCUGGCAAGAAUGGCCUAACUCCACUACAUGUGGCAGCUCAUUAUGACAACCGAGAUGUAGCUCUGCUGCUGCUGGAUAAAGGGGCAUCGCCUCAUGCUACUGCAAAGAAUGGCUACACUCCUCUCCACAUUGCAGCCAAAAAGAACCAGACGAACAUUGCAUUAGCGCUGCUGCAGUAUGGAGCAGAGACUAACAUUCUGACCAAGCAGGGAGUCAGCCCUCUACACUUGGCAGCCCAGGAAGGACACGCUGAGAUGGCCAACCUGCUGCUGGGCAAAGGAGCUCAUGUCAACGCAGUCACCAAGAGUGGACUGACUCCUCUGCACCUCACAGCCCAAGAAGACAGGGUCAAUGCAGCAGAAGUACUAGCCAAACAUGAUGCCAACUUGGAUCAGCAAACUAAGCUUGGAUAUACCCCUCUCAUAGUGGCCUGUCACUAUGGAAAUGCCAAGAUGGUGAACUUCCUGUUACAGCAGGGUGCCAGCGUCAACGCCAAAACCAAGAAUGGAUACACACCUCUUCACCAGGCAGCACAACAAGGGAACACACAUAUUAUCAAUGUGUUGCUACAACAUGGUGCCAAGCCUAAUGCUACUACAGUGAAUGGAAACACGGCUCUGUCUAUUGCCAGACGUCUGGGUUACAUCUCUGUAGUGGACACACUGAAAGUCGUCACUGAGGAGGUCAUCACUACCACAACGACUGUCACAGAGAAACACAAGCUCAAUGUCCCUGAGACCAUGACUGAGAUUCUUGAUGUGUCUGAUGAAGAAGGUGAGGACACCAUGACAGGUGAUGGAGGAGAGUAUCUGAGAGCGGAAGAUCUCAGAGAGCUGGGAGAUGACUCUCUGCCAGGACACUAUGGGGACCUCAGCUACAUAAGCCACAACCUAGACAGGCCGCAGCACACUCCCAUUCACCAAAGUUUUCAUCAGAGAGAGGGAGUUCUCAUCGAAGACAUGCUUACAAGCCACCAGGUAUCAGCACUGUCUAGAGAGCAUGAAAAGGACUCGUUCCGUCUGAGCUGGGGUGCUGAGCAUCUUGAUAAUGUGGUGCUGUCCUCCAGUCUGCUACACUCUGGCCAUUCCUCUCCGUGCCUAGACCAUGACAACAGCAGCUUCCUGGUCAGCUUCAUGGUAGAUGCCAGGGGUGGGGCCAUGCGUGGAUGCCGUCACAAUGGCCUGCGAAUCAUCGUACCACCAAGAAAGUGUUCUGCACCCACGCGGGUGACAUGCAGGCUGGUAAAGAGACACCGUCUGGCCUCUAUGCCUCCUAUGGUCGAGGGUGAGGGGCUGGCUGGUCGCAUCAUAGAAGUGGGACCCACUGGAGCCCAGUUCCUGGGUAAGCUCCACCUUCCCACAGCUCCGCCCCCUCUAAAUGAGGGUGAGAGCCUGGUCAGUCGCAUCCUGCAGCUGGGUCCUCCAGGAACCAAGUUCCUCGGGCCUGUGAUUGUGGAGAUCCCCCAUUUUGCAGCUUUGCGGGGCACAGAGAGAGAGCUAGUGAUAUUAAGGAGUGAAACAGGGGAGAGCUGGAGGGAACACCACUGUGACUUCACUGAAGAGGAAUUGAACCAGAUACUUAACGGCAUGGAUGAAAAACUUGAUUCCCCUGAGGAGCUUGAAAAGAAAAGAAUAUGCCGGAUCAUCACCCGAGACUUCCCACAGUAUUUUGCAGUGGUGUCACGGAUAAAGCAGGAUAGUCAUUCGAUUGGACCAGAGGGCGGGGUCCUCAGUAGCACUCUUGUGCCCCAGGUCCAGGCUGUCUUCCCUGAAGGAGCCCUCACCAAGAAGAUCAGAGUUGGGUUACAGGCUCAGCCCAUUGAUGUCGAGGUGGUGAGAAAGAUUCUUGGCAACAAAGCCACAUUCAGCUCAAUUGUCACAUUGGAGCCAAGAAGGAGGAAGUUUCACAAACCAAUCACCAUGACAAUCCCCAUUCCCAAGAGCUCGAAUAGUGACGGGCCAAGCGGAGAUUUUGUUGGGGAGACCCCCACCUUACGUUUGCUUUGCAGCAUUACUGGUGGAACCACUCCUGCCCAGUGGGAGGACAUCACCGGCUCCACACCCCUCACCUUUGUUAACCAAUGUGUUUCCUUCACCACAAAUGUGUCAGCAAGGUUCUGGCUGAUAGACUGCAGACAGAUCCAGGAGUCUGUUAGUUUUGCCUCUCAGCUGUACAGAGAGAUCAUCUGUGUUCCAUACAUGGCCAAGUUUGUCAUUUUUGCUAAGACACUGGACCCCAUUGAGGCCCGCCUGCGUUGUUUCUGCAUGACAGACGACAAGAUGGACAAGACCCUAGAGCAGCAAGAGAACUUCACUGAAGUUGCCCGUAGCCGAGAUGUUGAGGUGCUGGAGGGAAAACCUAUAUUUGCUGACUGCUUUGGAAACCUGGUGCCUCUUACCAAGAGUGGACAACACCAUGUGUUCAGCUUCUUUGCUUUCAAAGAGAACAGACUGGCCCUCUUCAUCAAAAUUAGAGACACAGCACAGGAGCCAUGUGGUCGCUUGUCCUUCACCAAGGAACCGCGCACAUACCGUAGUCUUACCCACAAUGCUAUCUGCAACCUUAACAUCACUCUCCCAACAUAUUCAAAGGAGUCUGAUUCAGACCAAGAUGCAGAUGAUGAGAGUGAGAAGAGUGACAAGAAAUAUGAUGAAUCUGAAUCAACUGAGACAUUCUCCCUGAGAGCUAACCAACCUCUUGACCCUGCAACUCUUGCAAGCCCGGACCUUCUUUCAGAUAUGUCGGACAUCAAAAUGUCUGCUAUUUUGACUCCAGAGCAAAUGGAGCACUUAAUAUAUGAAGAGAGAGCUGGAGCUAGAGGGUUGGAGGAAAAAGAGCCUUUGGCCAUUGUGGUACAGUUCAAAGACAGGCUGGGAAAGGUUGGAGAGAUUCAAAGAGAUGGCAUAAACAAUAGUAGACAGGAAGUACAACGAGAUGAAAAAGAGAGAUGGGGAUCACUCUAUGAGACUAAGACCUUUGAAAUGAAGUAUGCCCCUGUCGAAGAACCAGUCUUACAGGAGAUUUGCAUUGAGAGGAAGACUUCAAGUAGAUUUGCCACAGAGGUCAGAGACAUGACAGGCAUGGUCUCACACCUCAGCAUGGACAUGGACCAAUACCUGGAACAGAGACCUGUAAUGAUAUGUGGUUCUCAGGAAGAUCUUGUCCAAGACAGAUUUGAACAGGUUAUUGUAAAGCGUGACGGCAAACGGCGUCCCCCAGAUAUCAAGAAACCUAUUAGGAAGAAACUUAGAGAUAGAGAGCGAUCUGGAUGUAGCAGCUCUGAGGGUGAGCUGGAAAGGAUGAGCUCUGAGGAGUCUUUAGAUGGUGAUGCUGUUCUUAAGGAGAGUGCCCUUGUACCCACCACAGUUAUGGAUCCUCCAGCUUCUCCUUUAGUGAUUGAGACACCUAUAGGAUCUAUAAAGGACAGAGUUAAAGCUUUACAGAACAAAGUCAAAGAGGAGGAGGUGCAAAAAAAUACUCAGGAACUAAUUCUUCAGGCAAAAGCUUCUAUUGUCACAAAGAAGACUGAGGCAGACAUGCCAGCAUUUCCCAGAGUUCCCAAGUCCCCUAUAUCCCCCAGAUCUGAGACAGAAAGAUUAGAGGAGAUUAUGUCUGUUAAGGAUCUGAUGAAAGCAUUCCAGACCGGAAAGGACCCUUCAAAAAAUAAAGCUGGGCUUUUUGAGCACAAAGCAGUGGCUUCUUCUGGUAUUUCAACAUUGAUAUCUGAAUCAACAGAUUCUGAUGAGAUACAGAGAACAGAACAAAGUCCUACACAGGAGUCAAAAUCACAAAUCCAAACUGUAAGCCUCACAAUUUUCCAUCAACAGAAUGAUGUCAAGAAAUGUGACAAAACAGGCUUAGAGGAACGACCAGUAAGCUUAAUCAGAGAUAACUCUGAGGAAUCACAGUUAAUUUCAGAUGGUGCUUAUAUUGGAAAGAUAGUCAAAUUUGCUGAUGCAAUUCGAUGUGACGAUGGAAGUGUUAGCCCACAGAGAGUGGCAGCAGAGUUGUCAGAGAAGGAAACUAUGUCUGUGAAGGAGUUGAUGAAAACAUUCCAGACUGGGCAUGAUCCCUCAAAAACUAAAGCAGGGCUUUUUGAAGAGAAAGUUGUGGAUUCUUGCAUUUCAACAUUGAUAUAUGAAUCAGGAAAUUCUGAAGAGAUACAGACGACUGAACGUAAUCCUACACAGGAGCCAAAAUCACAAACCCAAACUCAGAACAUCACAAUUUUCCAUCAACAGAGUGAUGUCAAGAAAUGUGACAAAACAGACUUAGAAGAUCAACCAAUAAGCUUAAUCAGAGGUAGCUAUGAGGAAUCACUAUUCAUUUCAGAUGGUGCUUAUGUUGGAAAGACAGUAACAUUUGCUGAUACAGUUCAAUGUGAUGAUGGACGUCUUAGCCCACAGAGAGAGUCACCAGAGUUGUCAGAGAAGGAAACUAUGUCUGUGAAAGAACUGAUGAAAACAUUUCAGACCGGGCAUGAUCCUUCAAAAACUAAAGCAGGGCUUUUUCAACACAAAGUUGUGGAUACUUGCAUUUCAACAUCGAUAUCUGAAUCAGGAGAUUCUGAAGAGAUACAGAGGACAGAACAAAGUCCUACACAGGAGCCAAAAUCACAAACCCAAACUCAGAACAUCACAAUUUUCCACCAACAGAUUGAUGUCAAGAAAUGUGACAAAACAGGCUUAGAGGAACGACCAGUAAGCUUAAUCAGAGAUAACUCUGAGGAAUCACUAUUCAUUUUAGAUAGUGCUUAUGUUGGAAAGACAGUCAAAUUUGCUGAUGCAGUUCGAUGUGACGAUGGAAGUGUUAGCCCACAGAGAGUGGCAGCAGAGUUGUCAGAGAAGGAAACUAUGUCUGUGAAGGAGCUGAUGAAAACAUUCCAGACUGGGCAUGAUCCCUCAAAAACUAAAGCAGGGCUUUUUGAAGAGAAAGUUAUGGAUUCUUGCAUUUCAACAUUGAUAUAUGAAUCAGGAAAUUCUGAAGAGAUACAGACGACUGAACGUAAUCCUACACAGGAGCCAAAAUCACAAACCCAAACUCAGAACAUCACAAUUUUCCACCAACAGAGUGAUGUCAAGAAAUGUGACAAAACAGACUUAGAAGAUCAACCAAUAAGCUUAAUCAGAGGUAGCUAUGAGGAAUCACUAUUCAUUUCAGAUGGUGCUUAUGUUGGAAAGACAGUAAAAUUUGCUGAUACAACUCACUGUGAUGAUGAAAGCAUUAGCCUAGAGAAAGAGGAGUCAGAGUUGUCAGAGAAAGAGACUAUGUCUGUUAAGGAGCUGAUGAAAGCAUUCCAGACUGGACAGGAACCUUCAACAAAUAAAGCUGGGAUUUUUGAGCACAAAGCAAUGGCUUCUUCUUGUAUUUCAACACUGAUAUCUGAAUCAGCAGAUUCUGAUGAGAUACAGAGGACAGAACAAAGUCCUACGCAGGAGCCAAAAUCACAAACCCAAAUUCUAAGCCUCACAAUUUUCCAUCAACAGAGUGAUGUCAAGAAAUGUGACAAAACAGGCUUAGAAGAUCAACCUGUAAGCUUAAUUAAAGAUAACUCUGAGGAAUCACAGUUAAUUUCAGAUGGUGCUUAUAUUGGAAAGACAGUCAAAUUUGCUGAUGCAAUUCGAUGUGACGAUGGAAGUGUUAGCCCACAGAGAGUGGCAGCAGAGUUGUCAGAGAAGGAAACUAUGUCUGUGAAGGAGCUGAUGAAAACAUUCCAGACUGGGCAUGAUCCCUCAAAAACUAAAGCAGGGCUUUUUGAAGAGAAAGUUGUGGAUUCUUGCAUUUCAACAUUGAUAUAUGAAUCAGGAAAUUCUGAAGAGACACAGAUGACUGAACGGUGUCCUACACAGGAGCCAAAAUCGCAAACCCAAACUCAGAACAUCACAAUUUUCCACCAACAGAGUGAUGUCAAGAAAUGUGACAAAACAGACUUAGAAGAUCAACCAAUAAGCUUAAUCAGAGGUAGCUAUGAGGAAUCACUAUUCAUUUCAGAUGGUGCUUUUGUUGGAAAGACAGUCAAAUUUGCUGAUACAACUCACUGUGACGAUGGAAGCGUUAGCCUAGAGAAAGAGGAGUCAGAGUUGUCAGAGAAAGAGACUAUGUCUGUUAAGGAGCUGAUGAAAGCAUUCCAGACUGGACAGGAACCUUCAACAAAUAAAGCUGGGCUGUUUGAACACGGAGCCAUUGCUUCGUCUUGUAUUUCAACACUGAUAUGUGAAUCAGUAGGUCCUGAAGAGAUACAGAGGACUGAACAAAGUCCCAUGCAGGAGCCACAAUCACACACCCACAUUGGAACAUUGAAUUUAGAGGCACAAACAGUAAACUUAAGGAGAGAUAACGCUGAGGAAUCACAGCUAAUUUCAGAUCCUGCUUAUUUGGGAGAGACAGUAAAAAUUUCUGAUACAAUUCAAUUUGAUGAUGGACGGGAGCCAGAGUUGUCGGGGAAGAGUCUAGGCAGCAUGCAGUUAGAAGAACCAGUCAUAAGCAUUGGUAGGGGUUUAUCUGAAGACACGCAGAUCAGCCCUGAUCGCAGACCUUCUGAGGACUUCAGUGCUGACAUAAAGGCUGAACUGGAAGAAAGUCCUGAGUACCAGCUUUUCAAGCAGACAUCAACAGCUGCAGAUGGGAGCUAUCAGCUGGAUACACCUGAGGAGGAGACCUUGGCAGAUGAUUCUGUUUCAGAUCCAGUAUCCAUCUCCAGUCCCUGUAUGAAAAGUUCUUUUGGGGACGGUGUUUCUCUUAUUGAGAAUCAAAUGACAGAUGAUGAACUAAGUCCUCAGAGUCCCAAGCAUGAAGGUAUGGCCGAAUCCUCAAACACUAGUAUUGAUAUUAGGACCCCUCAUUCCAGCUCAGGUGAGAGCAAGAAUUAUGAAGGACUUGCAUUGACCAAUCAGAUGACCAAUGAAAUGCUUGCUUACUCUACUACAAGUGAAGGAAAGUGCAUCAUACCUUCACAGGAAGAGAAACUUCAUGAAGCAAGCAAAGAAAAUACAACAAUUGAUCAUGGCAGCAAAAUAUUGUUUACACAAACUGACACUGAAGUAACAGAGGUCAAAACUGAGGAGCCACAACUUCAAGAAGUCUACAUUGAGAGGAAAACAUCUAGCCAGGCAUCCACUGCAAUAAAAGAUAUGUCAGGGAUGUUGUCCUUAAUGAACAGUGACUUAGAUCAGUAUCUACAAGCUGGGCCUGUGGCAAGUCGGCCACCAGAAGAGGAUAUUGUUCAGGAGAAAUUUGAACGAAUUAUUGUAACAAAGGACAAAGAUAAUAAAAUUCUCACAUUUGUCACUGAUGAAAAUAAAGGAGCAAUAGUGGGUGGCACAGCACAAGAAAUAGAUCAUGCACCAGUGGAAGAACAUUCAAUUACAUGGGGAGGGGAAGAAGUGGACACUGAAUUUAAAGAAGUCAAAGAUACACCAGGGAUGUUGUCAGUCAUGAACAAAGACUUGGAUCAGUAUCUAGAGGUUAUGCCUGUGGCUAGUCGACCAAUAGAAGAGGAUAUUGUGCAGGAGAAAUUAGAAAUUUCCACAUUUUUCAAUGAAAAUAAAGGAGUGAUAGUGGAUUGCACAACACAAGAAAUAGAUUGUGUUAGAGUGAAACAUGAGGUCACAAGGAGAGGUGAAGAAAUGGUGAGGGAAUUUAAAGAAACCCAAGCAACCUUAACUGAAGAACUCCCAAUGAAGGAAGACUGGGUAGUGAAAAAGACUUCAUAUCAGCCAUCUACAAAAGUAAAGGAGAUGUCAGGCAUGCUAUCAUUGCUUAACAGUGACUUGGACAAGUACCUCAAGGACAGGCCAGUGAAAUGUAGGCCUCUAGAAGAGGACAUUAUCCAGGAGAAAUUUGAAAAAGUUAUUUGCAUCAAAAUCCAAAAAUCCUCUAGUGAGGAUCAAACAAUACCAAAAUGUGAAAAAACACAAAUAGGAGCUAGUACUGAUGUGGAGGAAAAUGAACACACACAGACCAAUGUAGUUGGAGUCACAGAAUUAUCACCAAGUUCUGUAUUGGAGCCACCAUUUCAAGAAGUUUGCAUCGAGAGAAAGACACAGCAACAACAGUCUACAACUGAGAGGGAUAUGUCAGGCAUGUUGUCACUGCCCUAUAGUGACUUAGAUCAACAUUUAAAGGAAAGGCCAGUGGUGAUACAAUGCCACCCAGAAGAGGAGGUAGUCUGUGAGACCUACAAAGAAGUUAUUCUGACAAAAGACACUAAAAGAGAGACUCUUACAUUCUCCCCUGAACAUAAGAUGAUGUCACCAGAGGAUACAAAUUUCGACCUUUUGGACAUAAAUAAAAAGAGAGCUUUGGAAAGUGGAUGGCAGAUGUGUUCCGAUGAAGGUCUCAAGGGUUUCUCAUCUAAGGAGGGUGAGGCUAAAACCUCACCAAGUGCAGCGUCACAUUUCAAUGACUCUACUGAAGGGACAGUGGACAUUACAAAGUCAUAUGUGACAAUGGAUGACUGUAAGAAUGAUCAUAAGGAUGUCAAUGUAGUUGCUGCUAAUUCAAUUCUCAAAACACCUGGUUUUUUGCAACUAACAAAUAGUUCUAACACACUACAACAACUGGCUGAUUUGGAGAACCUAAACUCUGUGGUUUUUGAUGACCCAGCUAAAGAGCUAUGUCAUCGAGACUCUCUAGAGGCAAGUCCUCUCAUGGAGGACAGAUCUUCAAAGACAUCCCCUGAUUCAAUUGAGCCAAGCCCUACCAGAGAAUCCCCUUGUCCAGAUUCUCUUGAGGGAAGCCCCACUCAAUCAAAUGACACAGAACUUAAGAUGCCAGCCAAGACAGCUGUGUAUGAAGAUUAUGCCUCCCAGCUAGAAGCAUGUUUUGCUUAUGACAAAAAUAUAUAUAGGGAUGAAAGUGAGCAUGAUGAGCAAGAAAACAACUAUGAGAUCAUCCAAAUGGAAAGUGAAAUUAAGGAAGACAAAUAUUCCUACUCAGCAAGGGAAGUAACUGAUGGUGACAUGUGCUCUGAUCCCAAAAUAUGUGACAAUGAGAAUCUUCACAUGCUCAUAAGUCAAGACUCUCUCGACACAGAUGAUAGUGAAGAUGACACCACCAAUAAACAAUUCACACCAGAAGAGGAGAUGUUUAAAAUGGCUGCAAAGAUCAAAACAUUUGAAGAGAUGGAACAGGAGGCUAAAACGAAGAGAGACAAAUCUUUAGAUGUCCCUGCACUGUCAGAGACAUGUGAUCACAAAGAUGAUGAGCUAGAUCUAACAUGUAGCCCAGUUAUACAGUUUUCCUCACAAGAUACACUACAGAAGAAUUCUGAAAAAUGUGUGACAGAAAGCACUCACACACUUAGUAUGGCAACAGAUAUUAGUUCGAGCAUUAAGGAGAAGGUAAAAAUUCAGUCACAAUUAAAAACUACUGAAUCAGUUGAUGGUUCAUUUUGUUUAACUGCAACUCACAGAGAGCAACCUGAUCCAGAGAGUGAGGAGUCUAUGCCACUCUUAGCAGAAAGAAAAGCCGAAAUACACAAAGAUAAAGAUGCUGUAGAAGGUGACCGUUCCUCAGUCACUGACACACAUUUUUCCAGCUGUGUGACGGAUGAGCACCAUCCAGAUGAUGACAAAAAAGUUGAGUCACCACUGACAGAUGAUUCAGGUUCUGUUAGCAAACCUCAGGCUAUGGUGUGUACUAAAGAACUAGAAUAUGUUAUUCCAGGGUGUGAGAGUGAGAAUGAUGUAGCCUUCAAUGCACAGGUUGAGGCUGAGCAACAGAUUAAUCUUUGUCCUGCAGAGGACAGAAAAACACCUGUUCGAACAUCAGAUAAUGAGAGAACACCUGAUCCAUUUCAGUUUCAAGAGGGGAAGCUAUUUGAAAUGACCAGAGGGGGAGCUAUUGAUAUGACAAGAAGCUUUGAUGAAGAAGCAGAAGGAUAUGCAUUUUUUCACAUAGGGGAACAUCCAGUUGAUGAAGUGCCAGAGGAUACUGGGGAAGGUCAAGCAAAGUCUUUAACUUUAGAAACUAGUGAUUCUAUUACAGAUACAACCCUUCAAGAGAUCCCAAAAUCAUCUCUGACUCAGGGUGCCAAUAACGAAAUUCCUACUCCACAACCCAGAACUCUCAUCAAACCCUCAAGUGACAAGUCAGAGAGUGAGAAGCCACUUUCUGAAGCUGAUCUUGGCAGCUCCAUAGGGGUUCAGCUUGGUUCCCCCAGUGCUUUGGAGAGACUAACCAUAAUUCAAAGUGAGGUUGGAAGCCUUGAAAUCCUUGGUCUAGACUAUCUAGACUCUACCAUAGCUGACCUUCAAUCAGACACAUCCACUGUUGCCCAUUCGGUGUACUCAGAGCAGAGCCAUGAUUCCUCAGACUCCUCUCCUGAUGAUGAUGAUGAGGUGGAGGAGAAGGAGGAGGAAGAUGAAGAAGACCAGUGCUCAGUCAUAGAGAUGUCCUUUUCAGCUGCACAGGCUGGCAUCCCAGCAUAUCAUCAAGAUUCACCCCCACUUUUGUCAAUCAAACCAGGCAGCACAAUUAAAGAGGAAAUAACCAUGAAAGACUCACAGAUAUCUGAGCUUGAUCAGGUUCAAAGAAAAGCAGAAAAAAGCUCAACUUUGGAUCGUAGGACUAGAUCUGAGGCCGAUAGUGACAAAAGAAAAGCCUCUAAUAAAGAUAGCAGGAGUUAUUCUGACAGUAGUCAGCCCACUAAAAAAUCCAACCUUUCCCCCUCCAAGUUUCCUGUCAUGACGCAGAAACCUGAACAGAAACCUCUAGCUCAGACGAUCUCCUCCUCUUCUCCCAAAAGGAAAGUAAUCCAACUGUCUAAGACUACAGAAACAUAUGUUAGGUCUUCUUUGGAUACUGAUGAUAUAAGCAGCGCUAGUCACAGGAGUCCAGAUUCUGUUAUCUUCACAUAUGACAUGCCAGCCUCACACAGUUCGGAUUCUGAUGGCAAUCUGCUGCCGGGUGUGCAACCGUCUUCUGGGACAGAGGAUGUAUUUGAAUCCAGGCCUGCCUUGAAUGACACGGUGGAAACUCAGAUGCAGAGAAUCAUCGAUGACCAAACUCCAGAAUGUAUGCCAGUGGAUUGGCAGGAUGAUGCUGACAGGAAAGAGGAGACAUUAGCUAUCAUUGCAGAUCUUCUUGGCUUCAGCUGGACUGAGCUCGCAAGAGAACUGGAAUUCAGUGAGGAUGAUAUCCAAUUAGUGAGAACAGAGAAUCCUAAUUCCCUCCAAGAGCAGAGCCAUGCCUUGCUGCAGCGCUGGGUUGAGCGGGAAGGCAAACAUGCCACAGAGGACUGUCUGAUUAAGAGACUAACCAAGAUCAACCGCAUGGACAUCGUCCAUCUUAUUGAAACCCAGAUGAACAAGUCAGUCCAAGAGCAAACAUCUAGAACUUAUGCAGAGAUAGAGAAGACACUGGAUCAUAGUGAAGUGUCAGUAGCCCUAUCUUCAGUGCAAGAGGAUGCAGACAGCCCCAGAAUUGUGAGAAGGGUGGAGUCAGACCGCAGACCACCCCCUGCCGUUUCUGAAGAGGACCUCUCAGUUGCUUCCCUACUGGAUAUUCCUUCCUGGGCAGAGCCUGUUGGACAUAUCCACUCAGAGAGCAUGCAUGGUGACCUGUUGGAGGAGCUUGAGAUCCCACAUGAAUUGAAUCCUAACCUGUGGACUUCCGAGGAUGUAAUUACACAAGAACCUACAAGUUACGACAACUCGGAUGAGCAAGUAUCAACAACAUCUUCCAAGACAAAUCUUUCAGAAUCUUCAAAACAAAAAAAUGUUCAUUUAGAAUGGAGUCAGGUCUUUCCAACUAAGAUGCCAUCCCUGGCACAUGAUUCAAACAUACUUUCCACUAAAAGUAUCUUUGACCUAAGUAAAACACAAUCUGAAAUCACAUUGACCAAUAAAAGUAGCUCACCACAGGAAAAAGAUGAAAAACUCAUCUCAUCAUCGUCAUUCCCCAAACAAAGUGAAAAUUAUGGCUUAGCUGAACCAAGCUCAGUGAUCCCAGACUCCCUCUGUCAAACAGCUCAAGACAGUCCAGAUGACCAAACCAUCAUGUCCUCAGAGUCCACUCCAACACCACCAGGGUCUGGGUCUCCUCAGCUUGACCAGCUGCUGUCAGAUCUGGAGGAAAUGAAACUUAAGUUUAGACCAGAGACACUUUACCCACCUCUGUCAGAAUCUAGUGAUGAAAGCCCUGAAGAUGAUCAAAUGUAUGAGUUUGAAGACCUUUCACCUGAAGAUCGAUGCCCUACAGAAGAUAGUGAUACCCUAAGAGUCAGCACGUCAUCUGAUGUACAGCUUGCGGAAGUUUCUAACCACACAAAUGUAGCAAUCACAGAACCUGCACAUUUCCAGACAUCCAUUCAAGAUAAACCUAUAGUAGUCUCAGUCACUCCUGAUUUAACAAAAACCUCUGAGACAAGUGUACCAUCAAGCCUUGGUAGUUGUAAAGAUAGGUCUGUAUCCCCUACUGAGUCCCUUCCAAUUCCAGAAUCUCCCCAAAGAUUUUGUGAAGUUCUAGAAUCAUCACUGAAGUCAAGUUUUCCUUUGGACUUAUUCCACUCCAGCAAAUAUGAUGAAAAUGCUACUGAGACAUUUUCUUCAGUGUCUUUCCCCAAAGAAGCUGCAAAGAGUCAAUCUGACAAACCUGAGGAACAUCUCGCUAAUCUUUGUAAGGAAGAUUCAAGUCAAGAAGAACUUGAAUCAGCUAUAUCAUCUAAUGACUCAAUGGGUGUAACAGAAGAAAUAUCAACACAGAAUAUCCAAGAUCAACUUCCAUAUUUAUGGAAGGCAACUUCUGUUGAAGCCACUCAGAGUGAAGAUUUCUCUUCUCAGUCUCUUUCUGAUUCGACUCCGGAGACAGUUACAUCUGCAAGACAAUUUAGCUUUGAGGAACUGAUGGUGUACCCCUCUCCAUGGAACUUGACGAUAUCCUCAGAUGAGGAUAGGCCAAGGACCAGUAGACAGCAUUCAGAAGAAUCUCUGACUCCAGUAGACUCUGAGUGUUUUGCCUCUCAGCUCACUUCAGUUACACCCAAAGCAGAGAUGACUUCAUCAACCUCUGAUGAGGAGUACAGCAUCCCACCUGGGUAUGCAGAUAUCUCUUCUACCACAACCAUCUAUACCCACAUGCCUCCAGAAUAUGCAAAAAUUGUGCAUAGUGGUGCAGACAGCCCAACAUUUGAAUACUCUGAUGCAGAGCCUUACUUUGACUGCAAACAGGCUGCGUCAGAUUUCUCAGAGACUGAGCCUGAUGAAACUGAGACAAGCACCAGGUUAAAUGGAGAUCAGCCCCAGGAUCAUCCUAGCUAUCCUAGAGUGCUAGAAAAGGUGAAUCGACAAGCCCUGUUGUCCUCUGGAAGUGAAGAUUAUGAAGAUGCUCCUUUUGUCCAUGAGUCUCUUCAUAAUGUACAGGAAGAGGCUAAAGAAUUAUUACACUAUUCAGAAGCAUCGGAUGAAGAAUUUACCCUGUGUGAGGCUUCACAACCGCCUCGUGUCUGUGAAAUUGGGGCAUAUGAUGAUACUGAUAAUUAUCUGACAAGGGAGAUCACCGCAGAGCUCGGAUCAAUGUCUGAAAGUUCAGAUGAUGAAUUUUUGACCACCAGAAUAGUGCGAAGGAGAGUUAUCAUUCAGGCUGAUGAAAUGCCUGACCUCCCCACUCAGUCAGUGAUGGAGGAAAAGUACAAGGAUGAAAAUGGACACAUUGUUGUCAAAAGGGUCACCCGUAAAAUUAUUCGCAAGUGUGUUUCCGCGGAUGGUGUGGAGCGUGAAGAGGUGUCAUUAGAAGGAGCGCCCCAGGGGUCCAUCAGUAUGGCAGAGGGAGAUAGAUACUCUAAGGUGGUGAAGCGGACUGUACUGAAGAGUGAGGGAGACCACGCAGAGGUAACAUUUGCUGAAUGUGAGGGUUUCUCAGCAUCAAAGCAGGAAGGUUGUAAGGUCAGUCGUGUAGAAAGGACAACGGUAGUGGAGGGUGAAAGGACAAUGACACACCAGGGUGAUCCGUCUUUGUCCUCUGACCUCCCCUCAGCCCAAGACGACUUCAAACAGGCACUAGGUUAUAUAAGUGGUUUUAGCAGAACAGAGCUCCCUCAUGUGGUAGAGAGAGAGACUGAAAAAGAAGAUGGAACUGUGGUCAGGAGGGCCCACAUGCGUAAAGGUCGCACCCUCAGACGAACAGUGGUGAAGGGAGCUGGGCAGCGCAAACAGGUCCUUCUAGAGAAAGUGGACAACCCCAGAAAAGGGUCAAAACCAGGUGAUCUCCAGCAGCAUCUCCACCAGCUCUUUCACCGCUACUACGAAGAAGAAAAGGAGGACAACGAUGAGGAAGAGUAGAAGAAUGUGUAACACUCUCCCCCUCCCUGGCUCUGCCCAUACUAAAGUCCCCUUCUAAUCCUAUGCAUUAGCCACAUGCAAUCCCAGUGUGCACCACGGCACCUCAAAGCUACCACAGUCUUCCCAUUUAAGUCCUGGAAGAUUAAUUUUUGUUCACAAUUUUGAGUUUUCUUUCCUUUCUUGUAGAAUGUAUUCAUGAUUUUCUUUUCAUGUUCGGAUGUUGUUUUGCCUUUUUGUGACCAAAGAAAGCCUUCUGUUGUUUUCCUGAUUAAUUUUACUUUCUAUGUCAGAAUUGUCUUUAAUAUUUUUGUCUUGAUGCUGUGGUAGAAGAACAAAAAAAACAAACAAAGAAAAUAGAGGGAUACUAUUCACAUCAACUAACUCACAAACCUCCUGAAGGCAAAGAACACUUUACCUGCAAAAUACUUGUACUGCUCUCUGAGUAGGUGCUUGAACUGAAAGACAAUAUCUCACACUGCACUGCCUCUCACUACCAGAGUUUCUCAGAUAUUCCUUAUUUAAAAACGGUCUCUCUCACUGUACUAGAAUCUCUGCUCUUUUGAUUCAGGUGGUCAAGAUGUCACACAGAGAAAACCAGACUGUAUUGACACUGAAUUUAACUGCUGCUGCUGUGUUUUGUGUAGGCUAUGUGUAAUCUGUCUUUGGGAAUUAUAUAUUAUCUAUAAUCUAGACAUUACUGGCAUCAGUAGCCUAGGAAUUAAUAAUCACUCAUGUGAAGUAGAGCAGGCAUGACUAAUCAACAUCUGUCAUUAUGAUCCUAGCUUUGACUGCUUUGUAGUUCUAUGGAUUGCCCUUCUGCCUCUCUUUCCUGUGUAUGUCUUUCUUUCUGUGUUACUAUAUGUAAUUCUAUUUUUUUUUCUUUUUCUCUUUGAUGGUUGAUCUUGGCUCAUGCUGUGUGAAUGGUGAAUGUGUGAGUGAGGUUGUACUGUAGGUACUGUAUGUUUGAGUGUGUCUAUGCAUGUGUUGAGUUAAAUACUGCAUUGUCAGCUUGUAUGAAGAGGGUAUUAUUUUAGGCUGAUUUUAAUAAUUUGAAUUUCUGUUGUUUAAAGAUGUCUUAUUUUAGAGGUUUUUUAAUUUUGAGUUUAGUUUACUAGUUAGUAUAGAGAAUGUUUAAUCUUUGUGUGAAUGUGAGUGAGAAGCUUCUUUUUAUUAGGAAGUACCUCAGAAUUUGCCACUGGUGAAUAAGAUCAUCACAGCUGUUUUAGAGACACUUAUCUGAUAUGACAUGUAUGGUAUUUAAUGUUAGACUUUAUUAGUUUAUUUUUUUAACAAGAAAUUGUUGGACCAGGUGUUUGCAGUUGUGUGGUGUGUGUUUGUGUGUGAAUGAGUCUGUGAGUGUAGUAAGAGUGUGUGCCAGUUUCUGUCAGCAAAGAAAAGAAACAUUUAUUUUACACAAACCGCAUUUGCACUCCUGAAUGUCAGGAGGGAACACCUCCAUGCUUUUUGUGCACAGGAUAUGAGGUACAGUAUAUCUUAGUCACAGAGAGAAUCGCAUUUUGACUGGACAGAUGAUAAAUACAAGACAACAUUACACCAGGCACACGCGUAAUGAGGCAGGUUGAGAGCUUAAAUAUGCCAUUAUUCACAGCUCUGAGCAUCGCUACUCUAUGUAUCUACAACAUGUAAUGUAUUUAUUUCACUAUCACUGUUUACUUUGUGAUUUAGAAAAAUGUAAAAUGCAAACUAGUGAAAGUUCACUGUGACAGGUAUGCUUUUAAUUUGAAGAAUCAGCAUCCCUUUUCUGUGAUGAUGACAGUUAUAUACAUAUACAAUGCAUAUAUAUAUAUAUAUAUAUAUAUAUAUAAGGGCAUGUAUUACUGUAUCAAAAUUAAAAAAGACAAAAACAAAAUGGCUGCAGUGUGUCUAUGGCUGAUAGAGAAUAAAAGUCUACAAAUGUA
Siniperca chuatsi (mandarin fish) is the source of this 18741-nucleotide messenger RNA. Its product is annotated as ankyrin-3-like. The record is from RefSeq and is a predicted model, not a curated record. The transcript is spliced from 52 exons. Gene Ontology annotation, molecular function: protein binding. Gene Ontology annotation, cellular component: T-tubule. Gene Ontology annotation, biological process: regulation of cardiac muscle contraction; signal transduction; protein localization to T-tubule. NCBI's taxonomy places the organism in Eukaryota, Metazoa, Chordata, Actinopteri, Centrarchiformes, Sinipercidae. The coding region runs from base 713 to 16822 and encodes 5369 amino acids.